This is a messenger RNA of Anthostomella pinea, 894 nucleotides long. Lineage: Eukaryota; Fungi; Ascomycota; Sordariomycetes; Xylariales; Xylariaceae. The record is from the annotation of a GenBank genome assembly.
AUGGCCAGCUUCAGCAGCAUGCCAGCCGAGCUGCGGCUCGGCGGUCACGCCAUCGCCUUCAAAAACCUCGCGAGCCCCUUCCUCCGGGUGAACGCAGAAAGCCGACACUGCGCGUUGCGAUUCUACAACGUCAAGCUGGGCGUCUGGUUCGUGCAAGCGCCUAUACUUGGCCGGAAUUUCUUCGAAGUUGACGAGGAGCAAACUUUCGAGAAGGAGCAAGCUUUCGAAAAUAUCGCCCGCGACCAAGAGACCAAGAUCCUGUGCCGAGGCGCCAUGUAUAUCAGCCCGGAGCACGAUACGUUUGUCAUAGGGGCCGACUGCUACGAUUUCCUCAGCUUUGAAGCGCAGGCCAGGGACUUGUGUUCACCCAAUUUCACUAAUAGCUUGGAAUCCGAGGAGAGUACGCGCCACAAGCGGCUGGCUGAACCGCUGUAUGCCACAUCCGGAGAGCUUGAUGCAGUGGCUUGCUGUGCCGCGCGGAGGCUGGCCCUUGUGGAACUGUCUGUGUACAAGUAUUCUACUAACAUGCACCCAAACUACUAUUACUUCAAGGAGGAGGCAGACGAUCUCUGGCAAACCGCCACAUUCACGUGCGAGAAGCAUUACGGACACCUGUGGGUCUGGGCCGGGCGGCAAUUGCUGGAAGCCGUCGCGAGGGCCGGUAGCGGAGUGCUUCCCAAUCGUUACAACUUCCGAGAAUGGGUCUGGAAAGAGACUGCCACCAAAGAUCGUUUCGGGGAGCAGUUGACAGUGUUGGUAGAUCUCCAGGUCCGACGCCAGUAUAUGGUGCGGAUGAAGGAGAAUACGGGCACCGUGCCAAUACGCGGAUAUGAUUACCGUUUCAGCUCAGCGAGAUACGCUCCGGAUGACCUAGAGCUCGAGUUGGACGAUUGA